This is a messenger RNA of Ruditapes philippinarum (Manila clam), 819 nucleotides long. Its product is annotated as N-acetyllactosaminide beta-1,6-N-acetylglucosaminyl-transferase-like. Gene Ontology annotation, cellular component: membrane. Gene Ontology annotation, molecular function: glycosyltransferase activity. The record is from RefSeq and is a predicted model, not a curated record. The coding region runs from base 1 to 819 and encodes 272 amino acids. NCBI's taxonomy places the organism in Eukaryota, Metazoa, Mollusca, Bivalvia, Venerida, Veneridae. The transcript has 3 exons.
AUGUCUAAGAAUGACCAAAGAACUUUAAGAAAUAUUGCAAAUUGCUUAUCAAAUGUGUUUAUUGCCAAUGAAUCUAUUGAUGUGAAAUGGGGAAACAUUUCAUUAAUAAACGCAGAAUUGGCUUGCAUGAAAACUCUUUGGCUAUAUAAGAAUUGGAAAUACUACAUCAAUCUCACAGGACAAGAAUUUCCGCUGAAGACCAACCGUCAGAUUGUCGCUAUUUUAAAAGAAUUAGACGGUGCCAAUAUAGUUAGUGGUAAUGCUGAAAAAGCAAGGACUGUCUUUGCAAAACGAUAUAAAAUGGCUAAGUCACCCCCACCUCAUAAUAUUACACUUGCUAAGGGAUCCAUGCAUGUCGCUGUUAACAGAUAUUUUGUUGAUUUCUGUCUUCAUGAUCAAAGGUCUCUUGACUUUUUAGUUUGGUUAAAGCAAACUAAAAUACCAGAUGAGUUUUACUUUUCAUCCUUGAACCAUAACCCACAUCUAGGAAUCAAAGGUUCUUUUACAGGAAAGGCGGAAGCAUACGAUUUAAAACCAUACUUUUUGCGUUACGUUAUCUGGCAAUAUCCUGGUCGUAUACCAUGCAAUGGAAAAUUUGUUAGAGAAGUGUGCAUUAUCGGACUAAUAGACCUACACAAAGCUUACAAUAGUACAGAAUUAUUUGUAAAUAAAUUUCAUCUUGACUUUGAACAUAUAGCACUAGACUGCUUAGAAGAAGUGUUAUAUGAAAAGACAUGGGUAGAGUAUAUGAAAGACCUGCCUGUCAAUACAAGUUAUUACAGGACAUUAGAUUACGCAAAGUUACAACUGAAAGUGUGA